Messenger RNA from Brassica rapa (field mustard), 2109 nucleotides. Its product is annotated as probable WRKY transcription factor 14. NCBI's taxonomy places the organism in Eukaryota, Viridiplantae, Streptophyta, Magnoliopsida, Brassicales, Brassicaceae. Gene Ontology annotation, cellular component: nucleus. Gene Ontology annotation, molecular function: DNA-binding transcription factor activity; transcription cis-regulatory region binding. The record is from RefSeq and is a predicted model, not a curated record. Gene Ontology annotation, biological process: regulation of DNA-templated transcription.
CAUUAGUUUAAAAAAUAACAGAUUAGUUAGUUAGUUCCUUAAUUUUAGGUAUAAUGUAUAUUUAAUAAUUAAAUUAGAUAUGAAUAGAAAUAAUAGGAAAUAUAGUUAAAUAUAAUGGUCCAACCUAGACUAUUUGUAAGUAGAUAAAAAUUGCUUCUGUUUUAAUAGUAUUGAUUUCCGUCCAUACUUAAAAUAUUGAUAUCUCUUAAUAUUAUAAUUUUUAUGAAAUCUCUUUCUGUCUCUCACUAACAUGUAGAAAGGGAAGAAGAUAUUCAUCUCAUCAGGAAAAGUCAGCGUCUCUUUCUUCAUCAUCAACCUUCCUUCUUCUUCUUCAUCUUCUCAAUCUCUUCUGAAGACAAUCACAACUUAUUUCAAGAAAAUACUCACAAACACGAUGCUAGUGUCAUAAUCUCUUCUUCCCCUUCAUUAUGAUUAUAUUUUCUUGAUUUUCGAUCAGAUUCUUUCGUAUAGCUGUAUAUAAUAUACACCAACACACUCAUAUCAUCAUACAUAGAUUAUGUGCAGCUUCUUUUAGAUUCUUGAGAUGGACAAUUUUCAAGGGGACUUGACUGACGUCGUGCGAGGUAUCGGAGGCCACAUGUUGUCGCCGGAAAUUUCUUCUUCUCCCAACAUCUUGCCUCUUCCACAACCAUCGCCGUCAGAUCUUCACAUGAAUCCCUUUGGAGAUCCAUUCGUGAGCAUGACCGAUCCUCUUCUCCAAGAACUCAACGCGGUCACAAACUCUAGCCAUUUCUCCACCGCCGAAGAUAACGCCAACAACAACAACCGUUUCUUAGUUCCUAAGGUAGUACUUGAAGAUGAUCAAAUAAAGAGUCAAUGCAGUAUCUUCCCAAGAAUCCGGAUCUCGCAUAGUAACAUCAUCCACGAGUCCUCUCCGUGUAAUUCUCCGGCCAUGUCGGCUCACGUUUUGGCCGCCGCAGCCGCGGCCUCGCCUAGAGGGAUCAUCAACGCCAAUACAAACAGUCCUAGAAACUGUCUAUUGGUCGAUGGUAACACGUUCUCGUCUCAGAUUCAAAUUUCUUCUCCUCGGAAUGUAGGCCUUAAGAGAAGGAAGAGUCAGGCAAAGAAGGUGGUGUGUAUACCGGCGCCGGCUGCCAUGAACAGCCGAUCAAGUGGAGAAGUGGUUCCGUCUGAUCUAUGGGCUUGGCGUAAGUACGGUCAGAAACCCAUCAAAGGAUCUCCUUUUCCAAGGGGUUACUAUAGAUGCAGCAGCUCAAAAGGUUGUUCAGCAAGAAAGCAAGUGGAAAGAAGCCGAGCCGAUCCAAGCAUGUUGGUUAUCACAUAUACUUCCGAACAUAACCAUCCUUGGCCCAUUCAACGCAACGCUCUUGCCGGUUCCACACGCUCCUGCUCCUCUAACCCCAAUUCCUCCAAAUCCUCAACCACAACCGCUUCACACAAUGGUCCUCAAAGCAACACUCACUUACCUUCCUCAGCCUCUGCCGUUAAGAAUGAACAAACAGAAGAAGACAUGGAGUUGGAAACCGUAGAAGACGAUAAUAAGGUUGCUCCAUAUAGACCGGAGAUUCAUGAUCAGCAUCAGCCAGAUGAUUUCUUUGCAGAUCUUGAAGAGCUAGAACUAGAAGGAGAUUCUCUAAGCAUGUUGCUUUCUCAAGGAUGCGCCGGCGACCUGAACAAUGAAACGAUAGCGUCCGACGGGAUCAGUGAUUUCUUUGGUUGGACUGCGGGAAAUAAUAAUAAAGACGAUCAGUGAGUCAAAGUCUUUAUAGAUAGUGUUAGUUAAUUACUUAACAUAAAUAUUAUUUACGAUUAAGUUGAGCUUGUGAAAAUGACGACUAUAGCCUAGUGGUGGGUCAAUGAGCUGGUUACUUGACCGAUCGUUAAAGGUAUUAUCGUCAUUUGCUAUAUAUACAUUCUUUUUUCUCCGGCAGAUCUGUUUGUAAGUUAAAAAAAUGCCGUUUUCUGUGUGUUCUCUUUGUUUGGUAAAGGAAAUUAGAUUACAUAAAAGAAACAAAUUUCGAAAGUAUUAAUUGUACGUUAUAUUUUGCUCUGUAUGCAUUGAUGAAACAUUUGUUAGUAAACAAACAAAACAUAGUUCUUUAUCAAGAAAAAACAAACAAAACAUAG